GUCAACGUUACAGCAAUGUACAAGCUUUUUCAAUUAAAAAGGGUGGUAGUAUCAACGAAAAUUGAGCCAGAAUGAUAUUUCGCCAGCCGCCAUUAUCCAGUGUCAGCAACAUAUAUGUGUUACCAUUCAACAAAACCGUAUGGGUUAGUUGUUGUGGAUUGAUUCUAGUAAUGGCUUGUAUUAUCAGCUUUCAACUGUAUUGUGUUAAAAGAGUAGAAGUAAUUAUUAAAUUGACCAAUUGUUUUGAUUUGAUUACAUUUCUCGGAGGUGCAGUAUGCCAACAAGGAUUCGCUUUAUCACCGUCAACUUUAUCAACUCGUAUAACAAUGUUAUUUUUAUUUAUAUCAUCAGUAUUUUUAUUUACAUCGUAUUCAGCAACAAUUGUGGCAUUGUUACAAACACCAAGUACACAAAUUCAGACAUUAGAUGAUUUGGUUGAAAGUCCACUUGGUGUUGGAAUUCAAAAUAUUACAUAUAAUGUUGUGUUUAUAACAGAAAGCCAAGAUCCUAUUACUAAGAGACUCUAUCAACAAAAAGUUCUACCUAAAGGAUCACGUGGAUUUUUAGAAGUAGCAGAAGGAGUUGAAUUGGUUCGUCAAGGAAUGUAUGCUUUUCAGGUUGACACGGGCGCUGCAUACGAUAUAAUCAGUGCUACAUAUACAGAAGCAGAAAAAUGUGGUUUAGACGAACUUGAAUUAUAUCAAUUACCAAUGCAGGUUAUACCAUUGGCAUAUCGGUCACCAUAUCGAGAUAUAUUCGCAAUAAGAUUGCGUUGGCAACGAGAAAAUGGACUACAAAAUCGUAUCUUUAAAAUAUGGGUACCGCAACGACCCAAAUGUGAAACAUCACGUGGUGGUUUUGUAAGCGUUGGACUCACUGAAUUUGCUCCAACAAUAAAAGCACUUUUAUUUGGUGCAUCAUUUGCAUUUUUUAUACUUUUCAUUGAGGAUAGGGAUGGGAAUACAUAG
Chrysoperla carnea is the source of this 968-nucleotide messenger RNA. RefSeq lists its product as uncharacterized. Gene Ontology annotation, molecular function: ligand-gated monoatomic ion channel activity. NCBI's taxonomy places the organism in Eukaryota, Metazoa, Arthropoda, Insecta, Neuroptera, Chrysopidae. The record is from RefSeq and is a predicted model, not a curated record. The transcript is spliced from 6 exons. Gene Ontology annotation, cellular component: membrane. The coding region runs from base 72 to 968 and encodes 298 amino acids.